AUGCCUGAGUUAGCGGAAGUUGCUCGAGUUGUGUACUUUAUUCGCGCGAAUCUCGUAGGAAAAACAAUUUCUACGGUUGUCGCCGAACACGAUGAUUUAGUUUUUGGGAAAGUGGGAACGUCCUCGGAAGAGUUCCAACAACAGAUGCAGGGUAAGAAAGUGGUUGGGGUUGGCCAGCAGGGGAAAUACUUUUGGCUAGUCAUGUCUGAACCUCCACACCCAGUGAUGCACUUUGGAAUGACUGGGUGGUUGAGUAUCAAAGGCGUUACCUGCUGCCACUAUCGUGCCUCAACAGCAGCUCAAGCUACUUCGUGGCCUCCAAAAUUCUGCAAGUUUCAAUUAUUAUUCGAUGACAAGGCAGAAACCGAGGCAGCAUUUGUAGACCCCCGCAGGCUCGGUCGUGUUCGAUUGCUAAACUGUCCUGGAGCAGAUAUCAGGUCCCAUUCGCCUCUCAAGGAGAACGGGCCCGACCCUGUUCUAGAUAAAGCAGUCAUUACUGAGGCCUGGUUGACAGAGCGUGUGGCCAAAAAGAGGGUUCCUAUUAAGGCCUUGCUGCUGGACCAGUCCAUUAUCAGCGGACUCGGUAAUUGGAUGGCUGACGAGGUUCUGUAUCACUCUCAAAUUCAUCCAGAGCAAGUCAGCAACACUCUUCGUGAGAAACAAAUCGGAGAGCUCCACUCGGCGAUUCAUUAUGUUUGCUCCACAGCUGUCGAUCUACUCGGAGAUUCCGCACGUUUUCCUGCCGACUGGCUGAUGCGCCACAGGUGGAAUAAAGGCAAGAAAGAGCCAUCCACAAUGCUAAAUGGCGAUCCAAUAUCCUUUGUUACUGUUGGUGGAAGGACCAGUGCUAUAGUACCGACAGUCCAAAAGAAAAACCCCCAUGUCGCAGAGCUUGAUACUUCUGAAGAGCGUGAUCAUGAUGUAUCUGCAACAAAAUCACAGUCUAAGAAACGCAAACCAACGGCGAAAGACUUAGAAGAGUUGACAACAGCCAACGGAAAGAAAACUCGGGCCCAUACAAGCAAGACCACCGUGAAACAGGAAGCAAGUGAGGUGGCAGACGAAAAAGUCCCCGAAUCCCGAACUAGAUUGCGAAAACGCAAGGCUUCCCCGGCAAAAGCAGAAACUGACACGAAAAACCCCCCUGCACCCACCAAAAAGACCAAGUCUAGGACUGCGGAUGUGACUGCGGAGGUCAAGACGACUUUAAGAAGAGGCCGUUCAGCCGCCAAGUAA
Molecule: messenger RNA, 1236 nt
Organism: Ophidiomyces ophidiicola
Lineage: Eukaryota; Fungi; Ascomycota; Eurotiomycetes; Onygenales; Onygenaceae
Exons: 2
Coding region: 1-1236 (411 amino acids)
Biological process (GO): base-excision repair
Cellular component (GO): nucleus
Molecular function (GO): DNA N-glycosylase activity; DNA-(apurinic or apyrimidinic site) endonuclease activity; damaged DNA binding
Source: RefSeq, a predicted model, not a curated record